CGUGACCCGCCCAUUAAUAAUGGCGGGCAAGAAAGGUAAUGAUUCUUUAUUAUCACUGGACGCCAAGGAAGAAGGAGAGCUGCCUGAGGCUUUGAAAAGGAACUUGUUACUUCAACAACCAGACACUUUUGAAAAAGAUAAAACUGAUUUAUCACCCAAGCAGGUCACUCCAGAACCAGGAUUUUGUGUCAAGACUAAGACUGAAAAAGAUGAGAAAGUGUUCAUUAACAUAUGCAAAUCAGAAAACGUUCCUUCUCCAAAGGAUAUAACAGAUGAACAGCUGCAAUCAAUAUUACAAUCUGGAGACGCUACUCAUUACAGAGUACCUCUUAGUCUGGGGGAACCUCACAUUGAGAAAGACAAUAGUAAUCAUGAUUGUACUGUCUAUGACGUUAUCGUGGGCAGUAGCUUCUAUGAUACAAUUCAAUCCAGGCCAAUAAUGAAGGAUUUUCUAUUAACAAUUGUACUGGAGGGAUUGGAAGAGAAGUACAGCCUCAGACUAUGCAGAGAAUGUAAAAUUAUGAAAAAUCGUAAAUUUCUUGGCAAUCUUCCAGAGCAAAAUGUAAGGAAAGCUCCCAAACCAUUUAUCAUUGAAAUGGAGGAAGAAGAAGGCAAAGGAAACUCCAAAAAUAAAAGCACAGCUGCAGUUUCGACCGCCCCUGAGCCAGAGUACACUAUAAUAAGGGAACCUCUUGAUGGUGAUAUCCCUGAAUAUCUUGUGAUGGAAAUAAAACUGCCAAAAGUGUCUACAUCUAAAGCUAUUUCACUUGAUGUUGGAGUUGACAGGAUUGAAAUAACAGUCAGACCUAACCUUUAUCACUUGCACGUUGAUCUUCCAUUUACUGUCGAAUCAAACGAAACCGUUGCUCAGUUCAAUCGAGACUCACAAAUACUCUUUGUCACUCUGCCAGUGAAUGGAAUUGUAGUUGAGAAUGUUUUGUAGGCAACUCAUGAUCAUAUACAUGCACUACACUUGGCUUGUAAGUCCAUUUUAAACAAUAGCUCACUUUUAGCACAUUAAUUAUGAGAUGAUUAUUUAAUAUUCUGCAAAAAUUUACUUCCAAUAAUG
This is a messenger RNA of Amphimedon queenslandica, 1069 nucleotides long. Its product is annotated as PIH1 domain-containing protein 1-like. NCBI's taxonomy places the organism in Eukaryota, Metazoa, Porifera, Demospongiae, Haplosclerida, Niphatidae. Gene Ontology annotation, cellular component: R2TP complex; cytoplasm; ribonucleoprotein complex. The transcript is spliced from 10 exons. The record is from RefSeq and is a predicted model, not a curated record. The coding region runs from base 20 to 943 and encodes 307 amino acids. Gene Ontology annotation, biological process: rRNA processing; box C/D snoRNP assembly.